Molecule: messenger RNA, 735 nt
Organism: Miscanthus lutarioriparius
Lineage: Eukaryota; Viridiplantae; Streptophyta; Magnoliopsida; Poales; Poaceae
Source: the annotation of a GenBank genome assembly
AUGGACGUGUACAUCUUCGCUCUGUUCAACGAGAACGGUAAGGGUUCCGGGCCGGACGACGUCGAGGCCAACUUCGGCCUCUUCUACCCCAACAUGCAGAAGGUGUACGAGUUCGACUUCCGCGGCGGCGGCAGCCCGCCGCCGGCGCCGGCGGCGGAGAGCUGGUGCGUGGCGAACGCGUCGGUCGGGGACUCGUGGCUGCAGGCAGCGCUCGAGUACGCGUGCGGACAUGGCGCCGACUGCGGCGCCAUCCAGCCCGGCGCGGUGUGCUUCGAGCCAGACACCAGGCUCGCGCACGCCUCGUACGCGUUCAACAGCUACUACCAGCGGAACGGCCGCGCCAAUGGGACGUGCGACUUCAACGGCGCCGCUUACAUCGUCUACCAAGAACCAGCUGGCACCUGCGACCCGAACGCGAGCUGGUGCGUGGCGAACGCGGCGGUCGGGGACGCGCGGCUCCUGGAUGGGUUGAGCUAUGCCUGUGCCAACGGCGCGGACUGCAGCGCCAUCCAGCCGGGAGCGCCGUGCUUCGAGCCCAACACCAUGGUCGCCCAUGCCUCAUACGCGUUCAACAGCUACUACCAGCACAAUCAUCGGGCAAGCGGGACGUGCGACUUCGCCGGAGCCGCCUCCGUCGUCUACCAAGCACCAAAGUACGGAAACUGCGUGCUCCCAUCAAAGACUUCGAUUGAAGAAACAAUAGCAAAGUCGGAAGAAGGCGAAGCUGCCAUCUGA